UGUGACAACCAUUUUGAAAUUUGAAGUAUCAUCAUUGUUGUCGUUUCUGUUUUGUAUUUAAUUAUUUUUAAUAAUUGAACAAUGGGUGCAACAGUGAUCGAAAAUGAAGCUCAUUUCCAAUCUGAGAUGGCCAAUGCCGGCACAAAGUUGGUUGUUGUGGACUUUACAGCGACGUGGUGCCCACCGUGUCAACGUGUCGCGCCGUUUUUCGAGCAGCUACCGGCAAAGUUCCCUCGAGCAGUGUUCCUCAAAGUCGAUGUAGAUAGGUGUGCCGAAACAGCAAGCGCUCAGGGAAUAAGUGCUAUGCCAACUUUCAUAUUCUUCAGAAACAGAACAAGGAUUGACCGUCUGCAAGGUGCUGACACUGCAGCUCUAGAGAAUAAAGCAAGACAGUAUUAUGGUACUGAAGAAUCUGGUGAUGAUGACAACUCUGUUGCUGGGCAUAUGGACCUAACAACAUUCAUCACUAAGAGUGAAUGUGAAUGUCUAAAUGAGGCAGAUGAUCAUCCUCUAGGACAUGCAUUGACUAGCAGCGGAGGUUACCUGGCCAGUGACUGUGAUGAGCAACUCAUUAUAAAUAUAUCUUUCAAUCAGCUGGUGAAAAUACACUCUGUGAAGAUAAAGGCGCCCAGUGAUAAGGGCCCCAAGUUUGUUAAGCUAUUUAUUAAUCAGCCGCGAACACUUGACUUUGAUCAGGCAUCUGGAAAUGCAUCAAUUCAAGAUUUGGAAUUCUCUCCAAGCGACUUGGAGGGAAACCCAGUACCUGUCAAGUUUGUGAAAUUCCAGAGUGUUCAAAACAUUCAGUUAUUCAUUAAAGAUAAUCAGUCAGGUGGCGAUGUGACGCAAAUCGACCACCUUGUGUUGUAUGGCUCGCCCAUCUCAACCACCAACAUGGGUGAAUUCAAACGUGUGGCAGGCAAAAGAGGUGAAAGUCACUAGCCCAGACUUUUGCAGUGUUGUCAAUAGUUUAAUUGGAUAUAAAGUGAAAGUGCUAUUUUAUUUUAAAAAUGAUUUAAUAUUUUAAUACAUUUCGCCAGUUAUUUUUUUUUUUACAAAAACUAAAGAGAUUUAAUAUACUUGUUUUAUUUAUUUAUAACUAAAAUGUUCUUUAAACACUUCACUAUCCAAUUCUAACUAUGACAACAUGUUGCAAACACAAGUGAAAGACUACUACUAAAAGUGUGGUAGAUUACUAUUUAAGGCUAAGUGAACUAAAUACUAAAUAAUAUGUGUUUAGAAUAAUUAUUGUACACAUAAUAUAUGUUAAUCUGUAUUGACUGUAAUAUAUUAUAACAAAUAAUUAUUCAAUGUCGUAUAAAAAGCGUGUUUAUAUUAUCAUUGUCAAGUUCAUAACAAUUAUUGUAAUGGGUGUUAGAGAAAAUAUAGAUGGAGAAACUCCAAAUCAUUAGAAAAUUUGUAUGUUAUAAUUAAACAUGUAAUGUAUGUAA
Messenger RNA from Pararge aegeria (speckled wood butterfly), 1448 nucleotides. It is a transcript of the gene Txl, whose product is annotated as thioredoxin-like protein 1. The record is from RefSeq and is a predicted model, not a curated record. Lineage: Eukaryota; Metazoa; Arthropoda; Insecta; Lepidoptera; Nymphalidae. The transcript is spliced from 6 exons. The coding region runs from base 82 to 939 and encodes 285 amino acids.